Molecule: messenger RNA, 786 nt
Organism: Serendipita indica DSM 11827
Lineage: Eukaryota; Fungi; Basidiomycota; Agaricomycetes; Sebacinales; Serendipitaceae
Source: the annotation of a GenBank genome assembly
AUGGCAGCUAUUGGACGCGUCUACAACCAAGCUUUUGACCGCUCGCCUGCUGGGACACUCGCGGUCACCAACGGACUUUUAUCAGGAGUCGCAGACAUUGUAGCUCAAGGCUCUCAGAUUGGUCUCGCUUAUCGCGACGCAAAGAAUGCACCUGAACCCAACCCGCUCACCGCUCCUCCCGCACCCGUGAGCAUACCGGCCUAUGACCCGGUGCGGACAGUCAGAUUCAUCGUCUUUGGCACCAUAAUGGGUCCAGCACUUGCAAGAUGGAACCACUUUCUCGAGCACCGCUUUCCUCUACGCGUGUCAUCCUCCAAUGCGGCCAAAGGCGUCGUCGCCAAUGUGAACAAGGCUGUCGGAGCUGGCUCGUCGUCUAGCCAAGGAAACGUGAGUAUUACAGCACUUGCAAAACGUGUGGGUAUGGACCAAGCCAUCAUGGCUCCUUUUGGGCUGUUUGUCUUCCUUGGAUCCAUGGGUGUAAUGGAAGGACAUUCCUCUGGUGCAAUCAAGCAGAAAUACAUCGACCUCUAUCCACCAGCCAUCAAGGCAAACUGGACCGUCUGGCCCGUUAUCCAGUUUGUCAACUUCCGCUUCAUGCCGCUUCCGUACCGUGUCCCAUUCCAGGCGACAUGUGGUGUCUUCUGGACGCUCUACCUCUCCCUCCUCAAUUCCAGCAAGCCUACCAUGGCAAAGGAAAGCGGGGAAGAUCUCGUGCACGAUGCCAAAGUCGCUGCAAAGAGACUCAAGGAUGCGGAAGCCAGAGCAGAGAGAGCAGAGAGACGAUAA